AUGGCCAAGGAACGAUGCCUUAAAAAGUCCUUUCAAGAGAGUCUUGAAGACAUAAAGAAAAGAAUGAAAGAGAAAAGAAAUAAAAACUUGUCAGAGAUUGGCAAACGCAAGUCUUUUGUAGCUGUGCCAUGUCAGAUAACCAGCAACACUUCUACACUGCUGAAAAAUUAUCAGGAUAACAACAGAAUGUUAGUUUUGGCUUUGGAAAAUGAAAAAUCCAAAGUGAGAGAAGCCCAAGAUAUCAUCCUACAGCUGAGAAAAGAAUGUUACUACCUCACAUGUCAACUAUAUGCAUUAAAAGAAAAAUAUACUUCACAACAAACAGAAGAACCUAUUCAGAACCAGGAAGUAUGUCCCUCUGGAAUGGACUCAAAUAGUGAUAACAGCUCCGGGGAAUUACUUGUGAAGAAUUUACCGCAAAUUCCUCUUCAGGAAGCUGACUUUCCAGGACAGUUACUCCAAAUAGAAGAGCAGAUACCUACUGUUCCUUAUGAAAGACUGAGAUUUGAUUUUGAUUCAAAUGAAGAAAAGUCUGCUGAUAAUGAAUUACCUAGAACUGUAUCUGUCCGUCGAGGUUUAAAGAAGGGUUUUAACAGUCUGUGCCAGUUCCAUACCUUAGAUGACUUUGAAACCAAUCACAUGACAGAAUCUUUUGAAUUGGAAAGAAUUAGAUUUGCAGACCCACUAAAAAACAUACACAUACCCGAAAAUGUAGAACAAGAUGUCUGUCAGUGGAAUAAGGACCAGAUUAACUUACCUCCAAAGCUGACUCACCCGGGAAGCCUUACUAAAACAAAAGAGGUCAUUUUAGAAUCUAAAUUUGAACAAACUAAAACUAAGAAUAGAAAUACACUAAGAAGAAAAAGAGAAGAGAACAGAAAAGCUAAGAGAAGGAGAAAAUCAAAGUCUAUAACAAGAUGUAAAGGGAGCAAAAAUGAAAAUAAAAAAAGUGUUUCCAAGAAAAAGUUAGAUGUAUCUGUCAGUUCCAGUGAUGCUUACAAUUUUAAUUCGGAGGAGGGUGUUCAUCUCACUCCUUUCCGACAAAAUAUAAUGAGCAAUGAUUCUACAAGAAAAGAAAGCAACAAUGAGUCUGACGUGAGCAUCUGUGAAUCAAGUGAUUCGGAAGAUGAUUCCGAUGACUUCUAUUUGCCUUCUAAAAACAUUUGCAAGAACAUUCAAAAUCUCAACAUCAAAUCAGAUAGGAGCCCAAUCACCAGGCCUCGAUCUAAAAGAGUACCAAAAUACACGGACGAAAAGGAGAUGGAGGGUUCCAUGCCAACCAAAACUCCUACCAGUUCACCACUUAAAAAUCACCAGUCACCUCAUCUUAGCCUGAAGGAUAUCACCAAUGUUUCCUUAACUCCUGAAAUUAGAAUCAGAAAACUUUCUCUUUCUCCAAAAAAGAAUAAAGAAAGUGCAACAGUAUCUCUACCGAAGCGUAGAUGCACUGUCAGCAUGAACUAUAAGGAACCCACACUCUCCUCAAAACUAAGAAGAGGGGACCGUUUUACAGAUUUAUGUUUCUUAAAUUCUCCUGUUUUCAAGCAAAAAAAGGACUCCAGACGCAGUUCUAAGAAAAAAAAUUAA
Orycteropus afer afer is the source of this 1587-nucleotide messenger RNA. It is a transcript of the gene SGO1, whose product is annotated as shugoshin 1. Bases 1 to 1587 code for a protein of 528 amino acids. The record is from RefSeq and is a predicted model, not a curated record. Lineage: Eukaryota; Metazoa; Chordata; Mammalia; Tubulidentata; Orycteropodidae. Gene Ontology annotation, biological process: meiotic chromosome segregation. Gene Ontology annotation, cellular component: nucleus; chromosome, centromeric region. The transcript is spliced from 7 exons.